ACUGCAUGUCAGGCCCCUGUCCGUUUGGGGAUGUCCAGCUUCAGCCCUCAACAUCGACGCUGCCCACCCUCAACAGAACCUUCGUCUGGGACGUCAAAGCUCACAAGAGCAUUGGUCUAGAGCUGCAAUUCUCCAUCCCUCGCCUGAGGCAGAUUGGGCCCGGGGAGAGCUGUCCAGACGGAGUCACUCACUCCAUCAGCGGCCGCAUUGAUGCCACCACAGUCAAGAUCGGGACCUUCUGCAGCAACGGCACGGUGUCCCGCAUCAAAAUGCAAGAAGGGGUGAAAAUGGCCUUGCACUUGCCCUGGUUCCACAACCGGAACGUCUCUGGCUUCAGCAUUGCAAACCGGUCUUCUAUAAAACGACUGUGCAUCAUAGAAUCUGUGUUUGAGGGUGAAGGUUCGGCAACGCUGAUGUCUGCCAACUACCCAGAUGGCUUCCCCGAGGACGAGCUCAUGACUUGGCAGUUUGUCGUCCCCGCGCACCUGCGGGCGAGCGUCUCCUUCCUUCACUUCAACGUCUCCAACUGCGAGAAGAAGGAGGAGCGGGUUGAGUACUACAUCCCGGGCUCCACCACCAACCCUGAGGUGUUCAGGCUGGAGGACAAGCAGCCCGGGAACAUGGCCGGGAACUUCAACCUCUCUCUGCAGGGCUGUGACCAAGAUGCCCAAAACCCAGGGGUCCUCCGGCUGCAGUUUCAAGUUUUGGUCCAACAUCCACAAAAUGAAAGCAAUAAAAUCUACCUGGUCGACCUGAGUAACGAGCAAACGCUGUCGCUCACCAUUGAGCCACGGCCCGUUAAGCUUAGCCGCAAGUUUGUCCCCGGCUGCUUCGUGUGUCUGGAGUCCCGCACCUGCACCACCAACCUCACCCUGACGUCCGGCUCCAAACACAAGAUCUCCUUCCUCUGUGAUAACCUGACUCGCCUGUGGAUGAAUGGGGAGAAAACCCUAAGCUGCACGGACCCCCGGUACUGCCACAGGAGGUCCCAAUCCCUCCAGGUGCCUGGGGACAUCCUCCACCUGCCUGUUCAGCUGCACGACUUCUCCUGGAAGCUGCUGGUCCCCAAGAACAGGCUGAGCCUUGUGCUGGUACCCGCCCAGAAGCUCCAACAGCACACUCAGGAGAAGGUCUGCAACACAAGCUUUGGAUACCUGGUGGCCAGCGCCGUCCCCGGCCAGGACCUUUACUUUGGCUCCUUCUGCCCCGGAGGCUCCAUCGAGCAGAUCCAGGUGAAGCAGAACAUCUCAGUGACCCUCCGCACCUUUGCCCCCAACGUUCAACGAGAGGCCGCCAGGCAGGGUCUGACCGUGUCCUUCAUACCGUACUUCAAAGAGGAAGGUAUUUUCACAGUGACCCCAGACACAAAAGGCAAGGUCUACCUGAGGAGCCCUAACUGGGACCGGGGACUGCCAUCCCUCACGUCCGUGUCUUGGAACAUCAGUGUGCCCAGCAACCAGGUGGCCUGCCUGACCUUCCUCAAGGAGAGGACCGGCGUUGUCUGCCAGACGGGACGUGCAUUCAUGAUCAUCCAGGAGCAGCGGAGCAAGGCAGAGGAGAUCUUCAGCCUGGAGGACGAGGUGCUCCCCAAGCCAAGCUUCCACCACCACAGCUUCUGGGUCAACAUCUCCAACUGCAGCCCUGUGAGUGGCAAGCAGCUGGACCUGUUCUUCUGGGUGUUGCUUACCCCAAGGACUAUGGACCUGACUGUCGUCGUCAUUGCGGUUGUGGGAGGUGGCGCCUUACUGCUGUUUGCCCUCGGACUCAUCAUUUGCUUUGUGAAAAAGAAGAAAAAGAAGGAAAACAAAGGCCCGCCUGUAGGCAUCUACAAUGGCAACAUCAACACCCAGAUGCCAAUGCAGCCAAAAAAGUUUCAGAAAGGUCGAAAGGACAGUGACUCCCACGUGUACGCUGUCAUCGAUGAUACCAUGGUGUACGGGCAUCUCCUACAGGACUCCAAUGGCUCCUUCCUACAGCCAGAGGUGGACACCUACCGGCCCUUCCAGGGGCCCACAGGGGACUGCCCCCCCUCCCCACCCCUGGUAUACUCCAGGGCCCCAACUGCAAAGCUGACCACAGACGAGCCAUCUGCUGGCUUCCCUGCUGAGUCUGACAGUGAACCAUAUACCUUCUCCCACCCCAACAACGGGAACACAGACAUUCCCUUGCUGGACACCCAUGAGCCAGAGGGGCCUGGGGAGUAA
Molecule: messenger RNA, 2204 nt
Organism: Enhydra lutris kenyoni (northern sea otter)
Lineage: Eukaryota; Metazoa; Chordata; Mammalia; Carnivora; Mustelidae
Product: CUB domain containing protein 1
Exons: 7
Coding region: 6-2204 (732 amino acids)
Source: RefSeq, a predicted model, not a curated record